AUGAAUAGUAGUCAUGACCAUAUUUUUGAUCAGAUCAAAUUCAAACUUGAUGAUGAAACGAUCGACCCGGAGAAGAGAUCGUUUUGGGUUUUAUUGUCGUCGUUGGUGCUGUUUGUAGUAUGGAUAGUUUUUCUUACAUAUUAUUUAUCCCGUAUAGCAGGGCCAAUUGUUUCGUUCAUAUUGAACAGCAAUUCAUCUCGUUUGCAUCUUUCUUUGAAUGGCUUACAAAUCCAUGUAUAUAAUCGAGUCCAGCGCUACAAGGAGAUUGCUAAACUGUUUCGAAUGGAAAAGAUUUUUGGAGAUGACGUCGAGGUUAAGAGAGCUGUGCCAUAUCGACAGCGCGGCUCCGUCUGCUUAUUGGGACCGCAUCUGGUCCUUAGUAGGAGUUAUCAAGCUAGACAUUUGGUCAGGUCGUGUGGUUGUCGGAAAUCGGCUUCUACCUUACAUGCUGGCAAAGUUCGUUUACGUGAAUCAGCUGCUGAUCGGGCGUUGCUCUCAGUUGAAGGCCAGGCUGAAAGUGUUCGUGCAUCGUUUUUGAAACAUCCAGAGUACAAGGGAAUGCCUUACAAGGAUCCGCCUCGUACUAUGGGAGACGGUUUUGCUAUCCUGCAAAGUGCCCUUCUACACUUUUUCUAUCACCAGGAUAUACUAGGAUACGUGACUGUUGACGAGCAGUCCUUAGUUUCUCAACGGCCGAUUUGGGAGUCUAUAUGGCGUUUCGAUCAUAACACAGUGAUCUCCUAUGGUCCGUGGGCCGAGCAGCAGCGAGUUCUGCUUUACAGCUUCUUCUUUCCAUCAGAUUAUCAAGAAACUUCUAUUGACGUAUGGUUUAUGCGUGGUGAUCAGCUAGAAAGUGUCCAUAGUCGGUGUCAACCAGGAAGCACAAUUGAUAUGUCAAUUUGGUGGAUAACAAAAGAGGAAGGGUUCAGCUGGAGUAUGCAUACUUCUCUUCUUCGUCUGGAAAGCACAUCUUCACUUCCUUAUCGUAAACUUCUGGAAGCGGAGACAUUCAGCGUUGAUGCUGAAUUCAAAUAUCCUAGGGUAUUCAAUGCAAAACAAACAUGGGAUUUCAAGUUUCGUUUGACAAAGUGCUGCUGCUGGCUUGUAUGGGAUCACCAGCGAUUCGUUUCGGAUCUGAUAAACGAGUUUGUGGGCGACACUGCAGCAGACCUUGUUACGUUUAUACCUUAUACAGUUAUCAUCGACUUUGAUGUUUCGGAUAGUUUCGAGGCUAUUUUAUUGCUGAACGAAUCUAACUGGGUGGACCCGUCUGAGAAAAAUCCGGAAAAUGUAGAGGCUUCCAUUGUUGGAAGUCACUUCAACAUAUCUUUCACUAUGCCGUUCGAGGAUUUCUUACCGGAACUUGUCUCAACUACAUAUACCCUUCGCUUGGAGAACUCACUAGCGUUGCGUCUACGUUAUCCUCCAGGCAGUGCCACAGCACCUAUAAUGGCAGCGUUGGCACGUGGGGCUUACACCAACAUGUACAGCACUCCAUCACCUCAUGGAAGGUUAUCAAAAAAUACGGAAGAAUGGCAUGAGAUUUGGCGUACAGAAAGCAUAACAUGCACAAUUGACUACACAUAUCAUCCUACUGUGCCACGAAUUGCAUCGGAUUUGCCAUUACAUGUACUGCAGGAAUUUUUGCCAAAGCCAGUUGAGCAUCCUAAAGACCUUCCACCGGACAAAAUGAAUGUGAAAUUAGAAAUCGGCGGCUCAGAAGUGAUGUUCACUGGAUCGUUGAUUAAGUGUGUGAUCGAACUGAAGAAUAACUACUUCGGGUUAUAUGACUCGAUGACUGAUGUCACUCAUCCGGAAGCGGUGGCAAUGACACGCUCCAUUUACAAUCGAGUACCUCCGAAUGCUCCUGUAGAAGCAUACAGGCCGAUGGAGGUGUUGGUGGAUUUCAGAGUAUUCAACAUCAGAGCUCACUGCCUGACUUACGCAUCGUUUUCGGAGGAGAAGAGUUUUUGCCCCGUUCUUUAUACGGAAGAGAUCGCUGUGGUGAUAAAGAAGGGUUUCAAGGAGACCAUAAUACAAAAUGACGGCUACUUGACGCUGUCGGGGUUGCAGUUCAGAGGACAUGCAAUGUUCUCGUCAGUUGACUGCCCAUGGGACAUGGCUGUAGUUGAGUACUGCUGGCUUACAGAGAUUUUAGUUGGUGAGGUCGGCGGGUGCUUUGGCAGUCCAUCACAGAUUAUCACAUUGGUGAACUUUCUGGAUACAUUGCUGUUACUUGUCAUUGCGAAGGAUGACGCAAAAAUCGUCCCAGACAGGUUCAAGUUUUGUCAGCAUGGGCAAACAAGUACAGUGUGCUCAGUAGGAUCCCAGCCUGGUCGUCCAUGCGAGUCGGAAGAAAGGUUGAAGUAUCGUCAGAUGCGGAUUUCUGUAGAUGGUGUGCAGCUGGCUUUAACCGAUGAGAGCAAUGUUAUCACGCUCACUGUUGACCCGAUCCGGUUCACCCUUUGCAAUGCCCAUGAGAAGAGAUUCACUGAGCACAUCUGUGUUCGAAUACCGCAAGUGAAGGCUCUCCAA
Molecule: messenger RNA, 2535 nt
Organism: Ostertagia ostertagi
Lineage: Eukaryota; Metazoa; Nematoda; Chromadorea; Rhabditida; Trichostrongylidae
Source: the annotation of a GenBank genome assembly